Molecule: messenger RNA, 3303 nt
Organism: Solea solea (common sole)
Lineage: Eukaryota; Metazoa; Chordata; Actinopteri; Pleuronectiformes; Soleidae
Product: NACHT, LRR and PYD domains-containing protein 12-like
Exons: 10
Coding region: 71-3076 (1001 amino acids)
Molecular function (GO): protein binding
Source: RefSeq, a predicted model, not a curated record
GAUCACCUAACCUCAGGUGACAGUUCUGAGGAAGGCAGAAGAUACACAGCCAAAGUGGUUAGACAAGAAGAUGAGUGGUCGUGUGGAGGAAGACAAGGACACAGCAGAGUCUCCAGGACCCAGCUGUCUCUCUGUGAAGUCUAACCAGUCCAAAGAGUUCCCUCUGAACUUCAGUAAUGAACCUGGAGCAUCAGACACAAAACGUCAGAACCAGAGACGGAGACCAGAGUCUCCAGGACCCAGCAGUCUGUCUCUGAAGAGUGACUGGUCCAAAGAUCCACCCCCAACCUUCAGUCAUGAACCUGGAGCCUCAAAAACAAAAGACCAGUUUGCUGUUUCUGUGGACGAGCAGACGUCCCGCUGUCCUUUGUGUCAGGACGUCCUGAAGGAUCCAGUCUCCACCAGCUGUGGUCACUGGUUGUGCAGACGCUGCAUCUCCUCAUACUGGGACCAGUCUGGUUCACCAGGGGACUCCUGCUGUCCCCAGUGUGGACAGAGACCCAGACCAGGACCAGGACCACAGACACAGACAGAUGUUGGUCUGCAGAAGGUUCUAGACGAACAUAAGAUCAGUCUAAGGAGCAGAUUUAAACAUGUGACUGAAGGAACUGAAGGAACAGGAAGUAGAACCCUCCUGAACAGGAUCUUCACUGAGCUCUACAUCACAGAGGGACAGAGUGAAGAGGUCAAUACUCAACAUGAGGUGAUGCAGCUGGAGACGACCUCCAAGAAGAAGAUGGUACAUGACACUCCCAUCAAGUGCUGUGACAUCUUUAAAGCCUUCCCUGACCAGCAGGGGCGCAUCAGAGUCGUCCUGACCAACGGCGUCGCUGGUGUUGGAAAAACCUUCUCGGUGCAGAAGUUCACUCUGGACUGGGCCGAGGGUUUGGAAAACCAGGAUGUGAAUCUGCUGAUUGUGCUCUCGUUCAGGGAGCUGAACCUGAUCAGAGAUCAGCAGCACAGUCUUCUCACGCUGCUCCAUGUUUUCUAUCCAACAUUAGAGAAGGUCAGAGCAGAGAAGCUUGCUGUCUCUAAACCUUUGUUUGUCUUUGACGGCCUGGAUGAAAGCAGACUCUCACUGGACUUCAGCAGCAGGACGCUGGUUUCUGACAUCACACACAGGUCAUCAGUCAACAUGCUGCUGACCAACCUCAUCCAGGGGAAUCUGCUUCCCUCGGCUCUCAUCUGGAUAACUUCUCGACCUGCAGCGGCCAAUCAGAUCCCUCCUACAUGUGUUGACAGGGUAACAGAAGUUCGAGGCUUCACUGACGACCAGAAGGACGAGUACUUCAGGAAGAGAUCUAGAACUGAAGAUCUGUCUAGCAGAAUCAUCUCACACAUCAAGAUGUCCAGGAGCCUCCACAUCAUGUGUCAAAUCCCAGUCUUCUGCUGGAUCAGUGCUACAGUUUUGGAUUACAUGUUGACCACAGAGCAGAGAGGAGAGCUGCCCAAGACCCUGACUGACCUGUACUCACACUUCCUGCUGGUUCAGACCAAGAGGAAGCAGAACAAGUACAAUAAAGGACGUGAGACGAGUCCACAGGAGCUGAUGGAGGCCGACAGGGACCUUCUUCUGAAGCUGGGGAGGCUGGCCUUUGAACAUUUGCAGAAAGGAGACAUCAUGUUCUACCAAGAAGACCUGGACCGGUGUGGUCUUGAUGUGACAGAGGCCUCGGUGUACUCAGGAGUUUGUACAGAGAUCUUCAGAAGAGAGAGUGUGAUCUUCCAGAAAUCAGUCUACUGCUUUGUUCAUCUGAGCGUUCAGGAGUUUCUGGCUGCAGUCUACAUGUUCCACUGUUUCACCAACAGGAAGAAAAAGUUCCUGAAUACCAUCCUGAGAAAACCUUUUUUUAACAACCUCUCCUCAUUUUUUGGAACUGUUGCUAUAAGUGACGUAUCUCUGGAUGUGUUCCUGAAAGGAGCCAUGAAGAAAUCCCUUCAAAGUGAAAAUGGUCACCUGGACCUGUUUGUUCGCUUCCUUCAUGGACUCUGUCUGGAGUCCAACCACAGACUGUUAGGAGGUCUGCUGGGUCAGAAUCAGAACAGUCCAGAAAUCAUCCAGAGAGUCAUUGAGAACCUGAAGGAGAUGAACACAGACAACAUCUCACCUGACAGAAGCAUCAACAUCUUCCACUGUCUGACAGAGAUGAACGACCAAUCAGUGCAUCAGGAGAUCCAAGAGUUCAUGAAGUCAGAGAACAGAGAACAGAAACUCUCUGAGAUCCACUGCUCUGCUCUGGCCUACAUGCUGCAGAUGUCUGAGGAGGUUCUGGAUGAGUUUGACCUGGACAAGUACAGAACAUCAGACCAGGGGAAACAGAGACUGAUUCCAGCUGUGAGGAACUGCAGGACGGCUCAGUUGUGUGGCUGCAGUUUGACAGAGAUCAGCUGUUCUUCUCUGGUCUCAGCUCUGAAGUCCAACCCCUCCCACCUGAGAAAACUGGACCUGAGUGAGAACGAGCUGCAGGAUUCAGGAGUGAAGCUGCUGUGUUCUGGACUGGAGAGUUCACAUUGUAGACUGAAGACUCUGAAGUUGAGGGGCUGCAGUUUGACAGAGAUCAGCUGUUCUUCUCUGGUCUCAGCUCUGAAGUCCAGCCCCUCACACCUGAGAAAACUGGACCUGAGUGAGAACAAGCUGCAGGAUUCUGGAGUGAAGCUGCUGUGUUCUGGACUGGAGAGUCCACAUUGUAGACUGGAGACUCUGUGGUUGAGGGGCUGCAGUUUGACAGAGAUCAGCUGUUCUUCUCUGGCCUCAGCUCUGAAGUCCAACCCCUCACACCUGAGAGACCUGGACCUGAGUCUGAACAAGCUGCAGGAUUCAGGAGUGAAGCUGCUGUGUUCUGGACUGGAGAGUCCACAUUGUAGACUGGAGACUCUGUGGUUGAGUUACUGCAGUUUGACAGAGAUCAGCUGUUCUUCUCUGGCCUCAGCUCUGAAGUCCAACCCCUCACACCUGAGAGACCUGGACCUGAGACAGAACCAGCUGCAGGAUUCAGCAGUGAAGCCUCUGUGUGAUCUUCAGGAGAGUCCAGACUACAGACUGGAGACUCUGAGCAGGUGGUGGUCACGAGCGUGAUGAGUGUGUGUGUGUGUGUGUGUGUGUGUGUGUGUGUGUGUGAGGCCUGCACUGUGACGCUGCUUCAACAGAUCUGUGACAGAACUUAAACGAUGAUGGUGUGAUGUUUCUGUCCUAACUUCCUUAACCUGUGAUGAGCUGUUUCAACAUUUAAUCCAAGGGGAUUCAUCUACAAUGUUAAUAAUAUCCAUAAUCUUUACUACAUUAUGUAUAAUUACAUAUCUGCA